Messenger RNA from Penicillium cinerascens, 951 nucleotides. Its product is annotated as C6 zinc finger domain protein. Gene Ontology annotation, molecular function: transcription cis-regulatory region binding; DNA-binding transcription factor activity. The transcript has 2 exons. The coding region runs from base 1 to 951 and encodes 316 amino acids. Gene Ontology annotation, cellular component: nucleus. Lineage: Eukaryota; Fungi; Ascomycota; Eurotiomycetes; Eurotiales; Aspergillaceae. Gene Ontology annotation, biological process: positive regulation of transcription by RNA polymerase II. The record is from RefSeq and is a predicted model, not a curated record.
AUGCAUGCAUUGCUCGCUUGUUGUGGCGCUGAGAUACCCUCCGCCAAGGCUAGCUUCCGUCAACUGGCCCGCUAUCACUAUACCCAUGCGGUAGCUGGGCUCCGCAAUAAUUUGAAUGACGGGCUCUUGCAGGAUCGGUGGGUUGUUGUCCUGCUGACCAUCAUGAUGCUGUGUAUUUACGAGCGAUCCAAGCCGAGCGGAUCUUCGGGAGUGGAGACUCAUCUUGCAGGAGCGGCUAGAUUGAUUCAACUUGUCUCUAGAAGUUACACGGUCCGUUUGCAGGGCACGGGAAUCGAGCCGGCUAUGCAACAUCUCGUUCGAGAGUCUUUUAUCUUCCAUGUCACAACUAGCCUUCCAUUCCAUGACGAGGAUUUCUAUAACGGGGAGAUUGAGGCAGCUUUGGCUCUUGCAGAAGAGGCCAUAUCUCAGCAUUUUGGCUCUCGCUACUUCGCCCACCUUGACUCGCCAGUGCUCGGUUUCCCACCCCAGCUAUUCCGAUGCAUCUACACUGUUUAUCGGCUCUACCGAGUGUCAGACCGAGCCCAAAUCGAUCCGGAGAUUUGGCAGAGAAUGGACGGUAGUCUGUGUCAAUGGGACGAACGCAUCAUGGCAACCAUGGAAGGACUCGCUGAUAUUACUUCGAGUGGACCCAGAUUAUACAUUCUAGGGUGUCGCAUCCUGCUCCGACGAAUGUCUCCUUCGGGCCUGCCGGCCCUGUCCCUUUCUCUGUUGGUUCAGGAAGGCAUGGAGAUCGUAGGUCGGCUCCAGCCUGCGCAGGACUAUUACGCGGAUUAUUACUGCUGGCCAUUUCUGGUGCUCGGGAUGAAUCUGGGACGUACACCUGACCGAGAUUUGCUUAUGAGACAGGUCGAGGCUUUUGGAGCCGCGACGAAUAAUGGGACCAUGAGGCGACUCGGGGACAUGUUGAGGAUAUACUGGGAAGGACAUUAA